This is a messenger RNA of Erigeron canadensis, 642 nucleotides long. RefSeq lists its product as uncharacterized. The transcript has a single exon. Lineage: Eukaryota; Viridiplantae; Streptophyta; Magnoliopsida; Asterales; Asteraceae. Gene Ontology annotation, molecular function: protein binding. The record is from RefSeq and is a predicted model, not a curated record. Bases 1 to 642 code for a protein of 213 amino acids.
AUGUCUGGUUACAUACCAUUGGAAGUCCAAGUGGAAAUCAUAGAAAGGAUUUCAGAUGUGAAAUCAUUGAUAAAAUUCAGAUCAGUUUCGAAGCCGUUGAAGUCUGUCAUCGACAGCCCCAAGUUUAUUGCUGGUUUCCACACUCGUCAUCAUAAUCAUCGUCUCCUUUGUAGGGUAAAUGUCGAUUCCGAAGAAAAAUAUGUUUCAUUUGUGGACGAUGAUAGUUUCCCGCACCAACACAACAUAGGUACGACUCUUAAAAUAAUUCACCGUGAAUCUUUAUUAGAAAAGAUAAUUACGACAACUUCUCAAGGCUUGAUCUGCUUGUACACUACGCCUGCAAGCCCACCCGGAACAAAGAGUGUGCUUUUAUGGAAUCCUGCCAUUAGAAAAUCGGUUCAUAUUGAUGUGCCUAAUGUUUUGUUUAUUAAAUAUAGAUAUAAAACUGUUAUUGGUUUCGGGGUCUCUCCCCACACCAACGACCCUAUGCUUCUCAAGAUUAUAUGCAUCACUGGGUAUAAAUCCGAUGCUAUAAGUUGCAUCCCCAUGCAGGUUGAGGUCUUUACAUUAAGCACAGGGUUAUGGAGAAGUUUGGGUACUAACCUUCCUCAUAAAUCUAUUGAGUUCUCGGACUAUACAUAG